AUGGCACAAUCCGUUCAAAAUCUAUCUGUGUUAACUGCAAGCACUUCAACAUCAACCAUCGUACCAAUAACCAUAGUUUACAAUACGGGUGAUAAUGCAUGGAUGAUGGUUAGUACUGCAUUGGUAUUGAUGAUGACACCAGCUCUGGCAUUUUUCUACGGCGGUAUGGUACAUAAUAAAAAUAUAUUAAAUCAACUUUUUCUAUCAAUCAUAUGUAUGGGAAUUGUCUUCUGUCAAUGGGUGCUGUUCGGAUUUUCAUUUGCAUUCGGGCCAGCAGUUAGCAAAGGAUUUGGAUCAUUUAAAUGGGCGUGUAUGUUAUUCGGAGAAGGUACAUUUGCUAUCAUCACACCGGCCUUGAUCAGUGGCGCAGUUGCCGGACGAAUGAAAUUAAUUCCCUAUAUGAUAUUUAUCUUUGUAUGGACAACAGUUUGCUAUGACCCACUAGCACACUGGGUAUGGGGUGAUAAUGGAUGGCUAAAACUAUUGGGUACUUUAGAUUUUGCAGGUGGUACGGUAGUACACAUCUCCAGCGGAAUCUCGGGUUUUGUAGCGAGUAUAAUACUGGGAAAACGAUAUGAUGUGGGUUCACAUGGUCAGGCACAUAACCUACCAUUUACAGUACUUGGCACAUCACUUCUGUGGGUAUGUUCUGCCGGUAAUGCCAGUGGAUUGGCUGCUCUAGCAAUGAUGAAUUCAAAUGCUGCUGCAGCAGCCGGUCUAAUGACAUGGGUGAUCAUUGAUGCCAUACGCGGUUCGAUAUCGAUUAGCGGUGCUUGUGCUGGUCCGAUUGUCGGAUUAGUAGCCAUUACUCCGGCAUGUGGAUUUGUUCAGCCUGGAUGGGCACUUCUCAUUGGUGUUAUUGGUACCUUGGUUGUCUACAGUGGACUGCAAGUGAAAAAAUAUAUUGGAGUUGACGAUGCAUUGGAUUGUAUGUUCGUUCAUGGAAUUGGAGGAAUCGCGGGUGCAUUCGUGACAGGAUUGUUUUGUCAAGCGCGUGUGAAUUCGGGUGGGGCAGAUGGUGCAUUCUACGGACGACCAAUUCAAUUGUGGUAUCAAAUAGCAGGAAUUCUAACGACGAUCGCUUUUGCGGGACUCUGUACGGCUGGUAUUCUACUACCAAUGAAGUAUACGAUUGGUAUUCGAUUAGACCGAGAAGACGAAGUACUUGGACUUGAUCAUACAGCUCAUGGCGAAAGUUGGGAAGCUGCAGAACCUGGUGUACGUGGUUCCAUAUCAAAAGUCGAAGAUGUAGAAGUUGGUGAGGAUGGUAUCAUACAAUUUUCAGCUACAAUGUCUGUCCUUCAGCAGAUUAUGCCAAAUUUUCGACCACAAUUACGUGUUGCGGAUGGAAAUUUGAAGCAGCAACCACCACGAUUAUCAAUACAAAAAGUGGAUUAUUCGAAUGGUGGUACAGGAUUUGUAUUGGUACCUGAAACGUCAUCACGCGCAUCAAACGGCAAUAUUAUCAGCAAACUUUGA
Didymodactylos carnosus is the source of this 1479-nucleotide messenger RNA. Lineage: Eukaryota; Metazoa; Rotifera; Eurotatoria; Philodinida; Philodinidae. The record is from the annotation of a GenBank genome assembly.